AUGGCGGUGGACGAGGUGAAUUCGGUCUACGUCGGCGGCCUUCCCUACGAGGCCAACGAGGAGAUGCUUCGCGACGCCUUCGGGUACUACGGCACCAUCGUCUCCGUCAAGGUGAUUAAUGAUCAUGGUGUCAAAGGCAAGUGUUAUGGUUUUGUUACUUUCACUCACCCCAGAGCUGCUGAGCAAGCAAUUGCAGGCAUGGACGGCAAGAAAUUAGGCAAUCGUAUUGUUCGAGUAAAUGAAGUGCGUACAAGAGGUCCCCGAGAUUUUGGUCGAGAUGGUUUCAGACGAGAUCCAAGAAGGUAUGGUAGAGAUCCAUACUGGGACAGAAGGGACAGGGAACGGAGCUAUGAUCGUGAAAGAGAUCCCUACCAUGACAGGGAUAGUGAUAGAUCCCGUGAGCAUGAUAGAGAAAGAGAUUAUGAGCAUGGUGGCUUUAAUCGAGAAAUUGAGUAUCCCAUGGAUCGAGAUCAUGAAGUAGACGAGAGACGUCCUAGAGAACAUGAUCGUGCAGCAGAAAUGCAUAAUAUGGAUUCAGAUAAUGACAAAGAUAGGGAACAUGGAACAAGAAAAAGGUUCAGCCGCCCAAAAGGUCGUGAUAGCAGAGAUUUAUCGAGUUCCAGUGAUGAUCUUCAAAAUGAUGGAAAGGACCAGUUGGAUAAAACUAUUCAGAUGCGUGAGGACCUUGAAAAUGAGGUUAACCAGAUUAAGGAUAAAAUAUCUGCGAAAGAACAGCACAUUGCAGAUUUGCAGAAGAAAGCUCAGAAAUUAGAGGAUGAACUGGUUGCUGCACGGAAAGUCUCUUCAGAACGACAAUUAGCUGUUACAGGCCUGUACAAACAUUUUCUUCAACUUCAAGACUACAACGAUAGGGUCAAAACAGCUGAACAGAGGCUGCAGUCUCUUGUUGAUGCUGCCAUGGUCGAGCUUGACAUGGCCGAAGAUGCUACUACCAGAGAUGGCUCGAUGUAUGAGAAUGGUGUGGUUUGA
Messenger RNA from Miscanthus lutarioriparius, 990 nucleotides. Lineage: Eukaryota; Viridiplantae; Streptophyta; Magnoliopsida; Poales; Poaceae. The record is from the annotation of a GenBank genome assembly.